This is a messenger RNA of Vigna unguiculata (cowpea), 947 nucleotides long. RefSeq lists its product as uncharacterized. NCBI's taxonomy places the organism in Eukaryota, Viridiplantae, Streptophyta, Magnoliopsida, Fabales, Fabaceae. The record is from RefSeq and is a predicted model, not a curated record.
GCUAAUUCACGGGCUUUGUAGAGGAGAUCGAUGCAAUUGGGCGUUCUCUCUGUUUGAGGAGAUGAUUGAUCAAGAUAUAAUUCCUAGAUUCAAAACUUGCCGAUUGCUGUUGGAUGAAGUGAAGCAGAAAAAUAUGUUUCAAACUGCUGAGAAAAUUGAGGAUCUUAUGAAAAAAUUGUAAAUGCAUGAGCUUCUUAUGUGUGCGUACACUUCUUUGUUACACAUGAUGUUAACCAUUUGAUACAAAACCAGGACAAGUAAAGAAGAGAGUGCAUGGAAAGUUUUUAAAUAAACAACUGACUUGUCAUCACGAUGAGGAUCUACGACGAGUUGAGAGAGAUUACGAAGAUUCAAAAGUUUCGAAGAUUGGUGUCAUAUACUGGGUUUUACUGCUUCGCCACACUCAUAAGUUACGCUUAUGUCAGCAAUACGACAAGAGCUGGUUACUCUAGAGCCGAUCAAUUCUAUGCAUCGUACCCGGCUGGUACCGAGCUUUUAACGGACACUACCAAGUUGUACAAAGCUGCACUUGGAAACUGUUUUAAGGCUGAAGAGUGGGGUCCUUUUGAGUUCUGCAUCAUGGCCAAACACUUUGAUCGUCAAGGGAAGUCGCCAUAUGCUUAUCAUGCGCAAUACAUGGCACACCUCCUUUCUCAUGGACAACUUGAUGGAAGUGGUUGAUCAGAGUGAUUUACAUGAUGAAGCAUGAUAGAGUAGAAACUUUUGCAAUAUAUGAAGACGUGUAAAGUCAAAUGAGAAAGCUUGAGAUUUGAGUACUUAUUGAGAUUUGAACUCCCUGUGCAUUCUACAGCCUUACUCUUAGGAAUAAGGAAAAAAAUGUGUAGCAUUGUCUCUUUCGUGUUGGGUAACAACAAGUACUCUGCUUUCUUCCUGUUCUUUGAUAUUCAAACCCAGUCAAUCUCAAGUGCUUCUGAUCGUGUUGUUUA